CGAACCCAAGGUAAUGUUCGACUGAAAAUACCACACAUAGCCAUCAACAUCGGGUACAACAAACUCAAUUGAACGACCUGUGCUUGAACCCGAUUUACUAGAGCGAGAUUUGAACCGCAAUAGCUGCUCAAAUCCGAGAAGUGCUGCCUACAUGCAGACUAUGCUAGCGCAUGCGCUGUAUGCAGUGACUAUCCCGAUAGUGUCUGGACGCCUGGAAGCCUGUUGCGUAUGGUUCGGUAGACCGUGCGUUAGCAAGAGCAUCCUACUGUUUCCCAGUAUGUAUGACAUUUCGCGACGGACCCCGUCUCAUCCAGGCUGGACCACGUACAACACAUGGGAAACCAGGGCCCAUGCCCAUGGCCAUCACAUUCAAAACCCAACUGAAAACAGUCGAACCACGGCAUAUCCGAGCCCGCCCCGCGAUAGAGAGAGAAAAAGAGCCAAGGCCGGUCCAAUGUGCAAAGAACGGCCCAACCAGGAGAGGUUGUGGUCUGGGCUCAACCCCAACCCGACCAUAGCACCUGCAUACUAAGAGCUCAGCUCGUUACAGAAGACGACGAACACAUCCAUGCAGAAGAUUGGGGCCCAUCGCCAAUGCGGAA
Molecule: messenger RNA, 602 nt
Organism: Aspergillus fijiensis CBS 313.89
Lineage: Eukaryota; Fungi; Ascomycota; Eurotiomycetes; Eurotiales; Aspergillaceae
Exons: 2
Coding region: 152-532 (126 amino acids)
Source: RefSeq, a predicted model, not a curated record